UAUGGAAGGAAAGAAAUUGUGCGUGGAAAAUUCUUCUGCAGAUAAUCUGUUCUGUGAAUAGACCGCAAUAAAAGAUGAACGUCGUAAUCACUUAAGCUAUAAUGGAUCGUCUUGGACGGAUGUGUGCUGUCGUUCGAUGCGACUCGUCAGUUAUAGAUCCAGAACGAAAUACACAGUGCGUAACUCGGCGAAAUUUCGAUAAAAAGUGUCGCAGAAAAAUGGUUUUGCAACGUGUCUUAAAAGAAGAAGUAUUAGUGAGACGAAAGUAAAACGACAGGUAAAUGUUCAAACUCAUUCGCAGAGAAAAUCAAAUCCUUUAAAUCCUCGAAUCAUCGAUAAUCUGGUUCUUAGUCUGUUUUCAUGCGUUCUUAUCGAGUCAACAAAAGGAAUUAAUGCGGUGUGAUUGAUGCAACGUAACGACGUAGUUUCGUACUUUUUGUUCUUGCUCGUACCUUACAUAUAAGCAUUGAUAAUAUACAACCGAUUCAGGAACUCUAGGUCAACUUGACAACUAGAGAGUCAAAGCUUAAACACUAAAUCUAUCGCUUAUCGAUCACAAAAUCCCGGUGAAUCUCACGUCAGAAGUUUUAUAUCUUUAUCUAUCCAGAUAAGGAAACAUCCUAAAAAAAAAAAAAAAAACACGGUCGACGAGCUGGAGUAAUAAAUCUGCUUCAAGCAACCCCCCGAGCGAGUUCUCCGCAACUAUCUGUCGUCUUUAACGCAUGUAGGUUUGCCCAGAAUUCAGCAAAUACGAAUACCGCGGCAUGCAGGAAGCGUACAGGAAACGUCUACACGGCGCAUUUACUUCCGGCUGUGUAGGAAGAGCGCGCACAAAUAUCAAUCAGUGGAGUCAAGAGUAGAAUCAGGGUGGCCGAGUGGUUCCACAUAAUGCUGCAACCGGAGGUGAGAGUUGCACACCUUGUCUCGUGUCCAUUCGCCACUGGCUCUGUACACAAACACACGACAUCGUACCGGUCCAUAUACGUAUCUUGACGCAACACAGCAUCACCCACACGAUCACCUGGAAAACGAAUAAACAUAUCCACCCGUAGUGCCUACGCACGCAUACACACAGCAGAGAAAAUAACGUGUGUUAGUGGUUGGUAGCGUGCGGUGGCAUCAGCUCUGGGGAAUCGUCGUUUCGCUUGUGUUCGCUUCGUGAUAUCCAAAGCGUGCGUCAGUGUGCGUGAUCAGGGCCAUGGUGAGUGGUUUCGUGGGGGUGGAGUAGGGAAGAAGAAGGCGUGCCUCGGAGGCGGAGUCUCCAUCGAAAAUCCCGGCAUGCAUCCAACAUCUGUGUGGGUGUUCCUGCCUGUAGUGUCUCACUAUCUUUCUCAGUCGUACUGCAGUGGAUGAUCAAGCUCGUGUGCGGUCUCUCCCCUCUCUUUCUCGCAGUCUAACUCGCGACUUUCGUCCGUCAUCGCAUGGGAGUUCCUCCACUAUCAGACCCGUUAACAGCAGUCGGCGUCGAGGCACCCGCUAUAACGUCUCUCACAUCCCCGGGUGCUGGUGCUCGCCGUUCCUGACCUGUCCGGCCGAUGGGCCGCACGGAAAUCAGUGUCCUCGACAUCCGGAAGCUCGUUCCAUUCGAUACGUGUAUCGUUAUCCAACGAGCAUCCCUUACAAGCGAUCGACAUUGUCAUCGACCAAACAUCGUCAGUUUUAAGCAUCUGACGUAUUGCAAAUACCUACGUCGGAGUUACUGGAGCAAAUUUCUUCCUGAAGGCUGUUGAGGGUUCAUACUUCAUGGAAAGGGAUGAUUUUUGGAGAUCGUUGAAGAGGAACAGUGUCGGUGAGAAGGUUUAUUCGAGCAGUCUACGGAGCAGCGUGUAGUAUUGUUCGUUGCUGUAAUAAUAAUAAAAGAAAAGAUAAGGGUGCAUGGUUCGCUAACACCCUGUGGUGGUGCAAUACGCUCCUUGAACGAGGGGCGGAUGUCGUGUACAGUGAAGGGAGGAUUGUUGUAAAGAAUAGUGAUCGAACUUUCCGAGCACGAUGAUGGAAGUGCAGCAGCAGCACUCGCCUGUAGGGGUGGGUCCUCUGGACUUUUCACGCAGGGGUGUCGCGGAGGCGUCCGCUUUUCGUGUUGUCAAGCCGAAACAGUCGGCAUCCUCGCUGGUGCAUCAGCAAGCGUUGUCGCCGGAAACCAAUAACAACGAGAAUCUUCAGGAGAAUCCGCAAAUUCCUGUGGAAGCUGAAGGAGGAUGCAACGUUCGUUUAAUGUUCCCCAGACUGUGGGCUCCUUUCGGAAAUGCUACCGAGGUCACGAACCUACCCCCUUUGCCCAAAAGUCAUUCAGAACGAUUGUCUUUCGGAGUGGGCCGUCUGGUGGGUUCCCCAGCAACAAGGAGUCCGUCUCCAUCUCACUCUCCUUGUCCAGACUCUCCUCCGUCGGAUCGUCGAGACACCGAGGUGGACGUGGACGUCGAAGAGGAGGAAGUCGACGUAGACGUCGAAGAAGUCGGCGACGAAGACGAUCGCGAUGCUAUGUCGAGUCCUCCACGCUCAUCCACGACACCUUCUCCAACCAGCGUCGCGAUAUCGCCCACCUCGAAUCCACCAAAGAAAUCCGGUGACACUUUCAGCGUUUCCGCUCUUCUCAGGCCGGAUCCACCCUCUGCCCAUCUUCAAAACGCAUCACCGCACAGAGACACAACGUCGAUCGGUGCACAUCCUCCUCCACCAGGAUCCUCCAUUCUCUAUCCACCUCUUCAUCUUCAAGGUGGACUGUUACCACCUCAUCCUCAUCAUCCCCUUUCGUACCUGCAUCCUCAACUGCUGCCUCAUCAUUUGUUACCUCCGCACUUGCAUCCAUUGCUACGUGGCGUUCAUCCAGGUCACCCUGGCCUGCACUCGACCCACACCGCGCAUGGGCUCCAUCAUCAUCCGCUCGGAGACGUCUACAGCUGUGUCAAGUGCGACAAGAUGUUCAGCACGCCUCACGGACUCGAGGUACAUGCAAGGAGGUCGCACAAUGGGAAGAGACCCUUUGCCUGCGAGCUCUGUAAUAAAACGUUCGGCCAUGAAAUCAGCCUUACCCAACACAGAGCCGUGCAUUCCGCGGAGAAGGUGUUCGAGUGCAAGCAGUGCGGCAAAGCAUUUAAGCGUUCCAGUACUUUAAGUACUCAUCUUUUAAUCCACUCGGACACGAGACCGUACCCCUGUCAGUUCUGUGGGAAGAGAUUCCAUCAGAAGAGCGACAUGAAAAAGCACACCUACAUUCAUACCGGCGAGAAACCGCACAAGUGCCAGGUAUGCGGCAAGGCGUUUUCCCAAAGCAGUAACCUGAUUACGCAUUCGAGGAAGCACACGGGCUUCAAACCGUUCGCCUGCGAGCUCUGUGGCCGAGCUUUCCAACGAAAAGUCGAUCUGAGAAGGCAUCGAGAGACCCAGCACGCCGAUUUAAACACGUCUCAACGACCGUCGAUCGCAUCGAUCCCUGGUCAAAACUCUUUACCAAACGGCAAUCCACCAAUGAUGCAGUGAAUAAUUCUCAAACGAUAAUCAAAAGAAAGAAACUAUAAACCUUUUAUCCUCUGAGAGGAAGCUGGUUGAAGAAUGUUAAUCGAAUUCUUUCCAAAUGGUGCAAUCGACGAAACGUCUUCGACGCGACGGAUCUCAUUUUUCUUCGUCGUCGAAGUUACAAGAGAACUUUAUACACUAGAAGGGUGUGCAUUAACUGUACAUUUAACGAACUCGUGUAUUUAUUAUUUAAUAAUUCGAUGAAAGACACGUUCGUUUUAUUUUCUUUUUUCUUUUUUUUUUUUUGAGUGCAAUUGAGUGUGAGGCUUCACCGAGAGCUGCGUUAGAACUCGCCGACUGGAAUGCAACCGUACAUUCCGAUACGUUAUUCCAGGUUGAAAACGAAGUGUGCAAAGUGAUAUACGCGCAUAAUUGUUACCAAAGCUGUACAUUCCACAUUACUCGCGGCUGGAGCAAGAAAGUACUAUUAUAGGAAGGGAUUAGAUCCUCGACGAUCUUUUUUCUUAAGCGAAACACACCUUACUCGAUUCGUUUACGUUGUUUUGUGAAAUCGUUUCCGCGGUUUCUUCGUAGGAUCGUUAGGUAUUCUAUUUGGAUUCUAUUUAAAAGAAAAGAUGAAAUCCAUCGAGAAAUUUUUUGUUUUCAGCGUUGCUACACUCCGUGUUGAAUCGUUCGUUAAGUAUCGAUAAUCGUUCUCUCUACUUCUCUUAUUACGUAGACAUUUACGCAACGUUUAUUCCGACGAUUAAACGAGUUUAUUUCCAAUAAUACAAUUUAUCGAAUUCUACGAUACUUGCAAACAUUUUUGAACGUAGCGUAUAAGAAUGAUAGUACUGUGUUGUAAAGAGUGUAACGAGAAAUUUAUUUUAUUCGACUGUGUAAAUUUAUUUAAACUCGUUUGAUCGUCGACAGUGAACAACGUAUAAAAAAGUACGAGCAGCGUACUGUAUUUUGCAUAUCUUCAGCACCUAUCGUUCGAGAAAGGGCAUCACCCACUCCAAAGUUGCAACAGUGACCAAAAAAAGAACUUGUAAAUAGCACAUAGAUUGUAUCUCGCCUAGCCUAAGCGUAUAAAUAUAUAUAUAUAUAAAUACGAGAUAUAAAUAAACGAAAGAAGCACAAAACGAGUCGAGGCUAUAAAUAUUAUAAAUAGAAACGAGAUUUAAAAAGAAAGCGUCGUUUGAAAACGAUUUAUCGUAAUCGAAAGGAAAAGAAGGGGAAUGAAUCAUUCCUCUUUCAGUCUCGCCAAGAAGAAUAAUUGUAUUCUUUCUCUCUUCACGCUAUUGAAGUUUUUAUUGUUGUACCAUUCCUAUCAUUAUGUAAUUAUUGUAAUUAGAGAAUUCGCUAUUAAUAUUAUUGCCAUUAUUAUUAAUAUUAUUAUUAUUAUUAUUAACAAUAAAUGCUGUUACCAUUUGUAAUUCUUUCUCAGUGAUACGUAUCAAUCCCUUUCUUUCUUUGCUGGCUCUAUUUCCCGUAGUCAAUUCGUCGAAUCAACUCCGAUGCAAAGUUUAUAUCAC
Messenger RNA from Bombus pascuorum, 4994 nucleotides. Its product is annotated as fez family zinc finger protein 2-like. The record is from RefSeq and is a predicted model, not a curated record. Gene Ontology annotation, molecular function: DNA-binding transcription factor activity; RNA polymerase II cis-regulatory region sequence-specific DNA binding. The coding region runs from base 1990 to 3480 and encodes 496 amino acids. Gene Ontology annotation, biological process: regulation of transcription by RNA polymerase II. The transcript is spliced from 5 exons. NCBI's taxonomy places the organism in Eukaryota, Metazoa, Arthropoda, Insecta, Hymenoptera, Apidae.